Molecule: messenger RNA, 4040 nt
Organism: Hypoxylon fragiforme
Lineage: Eukaryota; Fungi; Ascomycota; Sordariomycetes; Xylariales; Hypoxylaceae
Product: tubulin folding cofactor D C terminal-domain-containing protein
Exons: 3
Coding region: 87-3845 (1252 amino acids)
Biological process (GO): microtubule cytoskeleton organization; tubulin complex assembly; post-chaperonin tubulin folding pathway
Molecular function (GO): GTPase activator activity; beta-tubulin binding
Source: RefSeq, a predicted model, not a curated record
UCUUUGAAUGAAACCCGAAUAUAAAGCAAAUAGAAUACUAUCCUGAAGCUCGUCAUAUAGCCCACAUCAAUACCUUCUCUUUGAAAAUGGACGCCCCAGAGUAUGACCGAGAUGCACAUCUUCAGAGAGUUUCGGGAGAUCUGGUUACCAACUUUGACCGCUCUCUCGUGCCUUUUCUAAGAACGCCAAAUGGCCAACUACGGAGACGAGUGCGUAUGAGGGAAACAGAUAGAUUGAUAUCCCAUGACCUUGAGCCAUUUCAAGAGCUACCGCAGUUAAUCGAUCCUUAUCUAUCCAAGUGGUUGCCAGCUUUAGCAGAAGCAUAUUUGGAGUGCUUGCAGGACCGUCGAAAGUCCAGGUCACUGUCUAUGAGGUCUCAGCUUUUACUCCCGCUCCAUGAUGCGGUCUGCAAAAUAAUCUAUACGUUCUGCAAGGUUCGAGGAGAAAAGGUUAUCGUUAGGUUCUUGAACGUAGAGACCAGAUACCUAGAGCUUCUAUUAUAUGCUAUCGAAGAAUCCGAGCGCCAGGCUGAUCCCAACACUUCAUGGACCUGGCAUGAGAGGUAUAUAGUAUUGCUUUGGCUAUCUCAGCUCUUCUUCGCCCCUUUCGAUCUUUCAACUAUAUCAUCUGGCGACGCCGACGAUCUCGAUCGUUUCACCAUUCCUGGGUUUGAGUGGCCAGACCGAAUUCCGGGUAUCACCUUGAGAGUGAUUCCACUGGCAAUAAAAUACCUUGCCGUACCCGGGAAAGAGAGGGAUGGAGCCAAGGCUCUCUUGGUCCGCGUGGCGAUGCGAAAAGACAUGCAAGAAUUAGGUAUUCUAAAUGCACUGAUCCACUGGGCGUUGUCCACUCUAAAGCCAUCAAAGGAUGAUGACCCAGCUCAGUCCCCUUACUACUAUAUCGGUACCCUCUCCUUUUUAGCAGGGAUACUGGGUUCCGCCGCAGAUACAUCUAUCAUGGAUUCAUAUUUAUCUACUAUUUUUGAGGCUGUACAAGCCAUAGGUGGUCAAGAAAAUCCCGCUUUUGGCGUCAUCAAUGGUUCUGCACUUGCUCGAAAAAUGUUGAUCAAGGUCACCCGUUCGGUAGUCACUUUAAUCUUGCGGAAGCUGCAGCAAACUGAUCAAGAUACGGAAACGGUAGAAGCAUCGAUCGGGUAUCUUCUUGAAAGGGUGGCAGAUAACGAUACGCCAGUACGUUUAGCUGCCAGCAAAGCUCUCAGUAUCAUCACACUCAAGUUAGAGCCCGAUAUGGCCUCCCAAGUCAUUGAGGCAGUUCUUGAAUCGCUGAAUCGGAAUGUUCUUUGGUCAAAGGAUAAAUCGAACCCGUCUGCUCCCCCCACCCGAAACCUGGCAGCCGUGGAUCCGCUAGAAUGGCACGGCCUGAUGCUUACGCUCUCACAUCUCCUAUACCGGAGGUCGCCACCCCCUGAAAACUUGUCUGACAUCAUACAUGCCCUGUUGAUGGGACUUUCCUUCGAGAAACGAAGCCCAUCCGGAGUUUCGAUUGGUACGAACGUCAGAGAUGCGUCUUGCUUCGGUAUCUGGGCUCUUGCUCGUCGAUACAGCACUGCUGAGUUGCUCCAAGUGCAAACACAAUCUGUGCUUGUUGCCAGGGGCCACGACUCUGCUGCGUCGAUCCUGCAAGUAAUCGCAACUGAAUUGGUGGUAACUGCCUCGCUUGAUCCGGCAGGAAACAUAAGGCGUGGUGCGUCCGCUGCCCUUCAGGAGCUCAUCGGUCGGCACCCCGACACAGUGGAACAAGGUAUUGCUGUCGUGCAGAUAGUCGAUUAUCAUGCCGUAGCUCUACGCUCAAGAGCCAUACAUGAAGUUGCCCUGCAAGCGACUAGACUAUCCCCGCAUUACGGUCGUUCACUGCUAGAGGCAACUCUUGGGUGGAGAGGCAUCGGUGAUAUGGACGCAGGAGCUCGGAGAGUAGCCGCUACUUCAUUUGGAAGUCUAACUGCAGAAUUCAUCGGUGCCGAAACCUCUGGUACCCUGAAGCGUUUUAACGAUUCAGUUGAACAGCUCAUGCCCCGACUUAAAGCUCUCCAGGUAAGGCAGGUGGAGGAACGGCACGGCCUCUUGUUGAGUCUUGCGGCUGUCUUUGACCUGCUUCCGUCACUUCUCAAAGAAAAACAGACUGGAUCCUCUGACAAGGUACCGGUAGCUGAGCUUGUCGCUUCCCUGGAGGAAAUUUUACUGGACGCAAAGACUACCAAGUACAGGAAACCGGAGCUGAUAGCCGAGGCCGCCGGCGCACUUGUCGUGGCCGCAAUUCCGGCCCUCUUGCUGGUGGCUGCUAAGGAUGAUAUACCAGACCUUCACACCACGACCCUGCAACCCGGUAUCAACCUUGACGACGAGUCCAAACUCGACUUAUUGAGGACAAUUGGAAACUUAGUAGAUUCAACACAAACGGACUGUCUCAAGCAAUUCGAGGGAUUGUUUGCGGCUUUGCGAGACAUCUUGAAUGCUUGGCUUGACAGAAAUGAGAGCGAAGUCCUACGGACCUCAUCCAUGGCAGCUCUAGUUCUCGUCAUCUUCGCCAACCAGGAAUGUCGAACACAAGUUGUUGAAGAGUGGUCUAACAAAGUGCGCCGCCCGCAGGCGCAGGCGUCACGCAACAAGCAUGGAGACGGCUUCUUUCACGCUCUGGCUCGUGCGUACCAGGCCCAGAAGGACAAGCACGACCAAUCUACUGGUGUUUCGGUGAGCGAGGUACUCGGAGAGAGAUGGACAAGUGAUAGCGAUAUUGAGACUCGGGUGGCGCUGCUGCGUAGUCUCAUCGGCAGAACCAUCCUUCAAGACAAGGCCUUGUACUUUCUCAACAUUAUAUCAGAAGGUCUGGAUGACUAUACGACGAACGCGCGUGGCGACAUUGGUUCUUUUGUCCGGUUAGAGGCGAUCAAGGCUACCAAGACUUUAUGGGACGUCAAAAGGGACGAUGGACAGGUUAUAUCCGCCCUCUUCCCUCGCAUACUACGACUUGCCGCGGAGAAGCUGGAUCGAGUUCGUACGGAGGCGCAGUCUGCGCUGGCCAUGUUUCUAAACUCUGAACACGCCGAUACUUUCCGCGGACUAUCGUUCUCCUCCAAAGAACACUUCUCCUUUCUCUUCCAUCUCUGCGACACGCAGCGAUUAGACCCAACCAUAGCCCAGUCCUGGACCCUCAGCGCAGACGACUGCAUCUCCACGCUCCUCGCCGGCCUCGUAACGUCCGCCGACACGGGAAACGAAGACCUAGUCAUCGUCAGCCGCGCCGCGCUCGCCGACUUCUGCGCCGAGUCCUCCCAGAACCUAACGCGAGCCUGCGCGGCGCUGCUGCGGAACCUCAAGGCGUACCAGGGCCAGGACCGCGUCGUCGUGCCCACCCUCGAGGUCACCGCGUACCUCUUCCACGUCGGCCUGCUGCGCCGCUGCCCCGACAUCAUCAGCCUCCGCGGCCUCUGCCUCCUCGUCCAGAAGGCCGCGUACAAGACGGGGAAUAUCCGCAAGCUCGAGGCCGCUAUCAAGGUCUACGGCGCUAUUGCGGGGUUGCCGAGCCCCGCCGAGGAAACUACUACUACUACUACUAUUACUACUACUGUCUCGUCGGAUAUAGAAGGGGUGGUGAAGCGACGCGAGGGGGUUAUAGAGGCGAAGAAGAGAUUGGCGGGCCUAAUGGUGCAUCCGUGGCCUAGGGUGCGGAGUCUCGUCGUGGAUGAGCUUUGGGGUCUGGUGGAUGGCGGUUGGGAGAAGGAGAAGGAGAAGGAGAAGGAGAAGCAGACGAAGCUUCUGGGCGUGGAUUGGGGGAAGGCUGAGAAGUCUGCCGUGAAGAAGGUGGUGGUUGAGCUGGGGCUUGAGUGAAGUUUGAGCAUGAGUAGGUAGGUGAAGGCGUUGAUAUAGGGGGUAUGUAUGUACCUAGUAGUAUCAACACAAGGAAAAAGACAUUGCCUAGUAGAAAGGGAAAAUAUCUAAGUGCCUAGGCGCAAUUGUGAAGAUCAGGAUGUUUUGAUAGAUAUCACUACGGAUUAUUGGCUUUCGAAGUAGACAAGGACUGAU